Molecule: messenger RNA, 1392 nt
Organism: Carcharodon carcharias (great white shark)
Lineage: Eukaryota; Metazoa; Chordata; Chondrichthyes; Lamniformes; Lamnidae
Gene: paqr6
Product: progestin and adipoQ receptor family member VI
Exons: 8
Coding region: 290-1348 (352 amino acids)
Cellular component (GO): membrane
Molecular function (GO): signaling receptor activity
Source: RefSeq, a predicted model, not a curated record
GUGAGAGGGAAGAGACGAGAGGGGUGGAGGGGAGUGCUGAGCAGAGGCUGGUGUCUGCGAGGCUCUUGCACACCCACACUGUGCCAGGCAUCAUGAUGGAAAGUCAAGCGAGCCAGGGGCAAAGCAAUCCGGAUUAAAGCUCACUGCGUAACAGACACUGGGCCAGCAAUGGAGUUGAGGAAGAGAAGGUGACGAGGGAACCUGGCUAAGCCCCAGUGAUCCUUCAAUCUCAGAUACCUACGGAAAACCCACGGGAGUGCAUCAUCUUGUACACGAAGAGGACUUCGAGAUGCUGUCAGUCAAAUUGCCCCAGCUCUUAAACAACCACCAAGUCCCCAGAGUCUCUCUCUGCUUUGUUCCCGGCCUGUUCCAGGUUUUCCGAGAGGAUGGAAUUAUCUCUGGCUAUCGUCACCCGAAGAGCUCUGCCCUGGACUGUAUUCUCAGCACAUUCCAACUGACCAACGAAACGCUCAACAUCUGGACCCACUUCCUGCCUACCUGGUAUUUCUUGUGGAAGUUCCUGGUGCUCUCGCACUCUGCAGAUUUCUACAACGAGCCCUACUCCUGGCCACUGUUUGUCUACUUGCUGUUCAUCUGCCUGUACCCUUUCAUCUCCAGCUGUGCCCAUACCUUCAGCACCAUGUCCGCCCACGUCCGGCACAUCUGUUACUUCUUUGACUAUGGCGCGUUGAGUCUCUACAGCUUGGGAUGUGCCGUCACAUACAGGGCCUAUGUCAUGCCUGACCGGUGGAUCAACAGCACCCUACAUUUCUACUUCGUCCACGUGGCUGUCUUGAACUCCAUGGUUUGCACGACCCUCUCUUGUUACUCCAGGUUCCUGGAGAUUGAGCAGCCUAAACUGAGCAAAACACUGCGGAUCACAGCCUUUAGCUACCCCUUUCUGUUUGACAACAUCCCCCUUUUCUAUAGGCUUUUGCUCUGCUGGGGCGAGGACUGCAGCCACAACGAUGCUGUCCCCACUCACUACCACCACCUGCUGUUUGCCUUCCUCACCUGCUUCCUGUUUGCCUCUCACCUCCCAGAACGGCUGGCUCCGGGCUGCUUCGACUAUAUCGGUCACAGCCACCAGCUGUUCCACAUCUGUGCUGUCGUGGGCACCCACUUCCAGCUGGAGGCCAUCGUCACGGACAUGUCAUGUCGCCACGCCUGGCUGUUGGCCAACACGCCUCUCCCAUCCCUCGGGGGGACCCUGGGAGUCAUGGCCGCCUCCGUCUUCCUGAACCUCCUGGUCAUUGGGAUCUUCAUCCUCCUCCUUUUCUGGUCGCCUUACUCAUCCCCCUUCCUCCAGAGCACCUUCCCCGACAGGGCCAAGCAGAAGAGAGAGUGAGACGGAGGCUCGAGUUUCUCCCUCCUCACCUCACCACCACCAAC